Messenger RNA from Chara braunii, 2500 nucleotides. The record is from the annotation of a GenBank genome assembly. Lineage: Eukaryota; Viridiplantae; Streptophyta; Charophyceae; Charales; Characeae.
UACAUCUAAGAGUUUCCAGUGUGCCGUGACAAAAGGUUCUCGCACUGGCUGGUGAAACUCUCGUGUCACGGUGGUGCGUUCAACGAAGCGUGUAUCGGGGAAGAAGCGACGUAGAGGGAGUCUCAGUGUCUCUUAUGUUGGGCCUCAAACGACCGGUCGGUGACGUGCACGACGCUGCUGACGACAUCGCCUGUUCCUGAUCGAGCGACUUCCCGCACCUUCAGCGGCGACGUACGAAGACCAAACGGGAGAUCCCCAAUCGAACUGCAUUGGAAGCUGCUGACGGGGACGAUGGCGGCACGGUACAUGUCUCCAGUGAUGGCGAUGAUGGCGGCUUUGUUUGUGGCGACGGUCCUGAGCGCUGCCUCUUCUGCUAGUGCAGGAGGAGCACCCCCGAAGGUGUCGAUCAGAGGGCUGACGUUCGCUGGCACUGGUUGUAGUUGGAGUGACAGCAACUAUGCCUUCUCUAACAACUACCAGACCGUCACUUUCAUCUUCGGCGGGUUGGUCGCGACCACUGAUUCAGGCUUGGCGGGAAGGCGCAAGUUCUGCCAGCUCUCGUUCUAUUUGGACUACCCGAAUGGCUGGAGCUUCACGCUCGGACAAGUCACUGGCCGCGGGUUCGCGAGCAUCGGAAAGGGCUCCAAGGGCGUGUACGAGACGCAGUUCUACUUCUCCGGCCAAACUGGGACGCCGACGGUGAGGCGCACCAUCUACGGCAAGCAAGAGGGCAACUUCGAGUUCACUGACAAGUUCCUCACGUUCGUCUACAGCCAGUGCAACAGCGCCCCCAACCUGAACAUCAAGUCGGUCGUGCGAGUGGAGGGAAAGAAGGCCGUCAUCGGUCUCGAUUCUUCCGACACCAAGUUCCAGCUGAAGUUCGCCUGCAUCUGGAAGAAGUGCUGAUGUGGACACCGGGUUCUCGAGGGCCAAGCGGGAGGCAGCGUCUAUUGUAGGCAGUCGUUGUGAUCGGGCAGAGAUGGACGGAGCGGAUGACCGCGUUGAUAUGCUGCUAACGGGUGAGUCCGGAUUGGGGUAUCAGUCCGCUGGACUCAAGAUGCUGUAGAAAGAACUAAUCCCGUGCAGAAGAAGUCGGUAGCUGGUAGGUUAAUUACGGGCUAUCGGGUUGCUACGGUCACCUUAAUGCAGUUAGUUAUUGGUCACGACGAAGUUCGCUAGUUUACAUGCAUCAUGCAUUUCCCAUGUUAUGUAUGCGUAUCGUCUGAAAAAUGACGUUGAAGAUCCGGUGCGCUUGUUCAAACCACCGUGGAACAUUAGUUAUUCUCUGUGUGUCCUCGCUCCCUCCCUAUCUGUCUCUGUCUCUCUCUCUCUUUCUCUCUCUUUCUUUCUCUCUCUGUGCGGCUUGCGUCUUUGUGUCUGCGAUUGUCUGUGUCUGUCUGUCCGUCCCCCCCACCUUGUCUGUCUGUGUGUCUGUACCUCUCUCUUUGUGUGGUGAUUUAGUGAUCUCAUUUCAGCACACUUCAAACGUUAUAUGGAAGCUUAGAAUCUGUAAUCGCAUUUAAGUAGUGUGUGAAAACUCAAGUGGAGUCCUGUUUCCCGCUUGUAUGCCAGUUUCCGAUCAUAGACAGCCUUCCAUCCAUUUUCAAGCAAAAUGUGAGGCCAUAACUACUGAGCACUGAGGUCGUGAGCUGAGAAGGUGAAGUGCGUCGCGAGUAGAGGCAGUUCAAGACUCGUCUCCACAUGGUUUCGUCUGGAGUCGGGGGACGUCAGCUGGCACGACAAUUAAGGAGAGGCGUCUUUUCUUCGUGACGAGAUUCCAGACGAGGUGGUUCCGCACAUGCGCGGACUUCGCCUAACGCUGGCACGAUGAUUAAGGCGAGGCGGCUCAAAUCGGAGCAACGUGUCUGUGUCUGUAUAUUUGGCCAAUCGUCUUGAAACUUAUCCUUUUCGUUCUGAAGCUUGGGACAGCUUUCCAAAUUCGGAAGGUGGAAACUUAUCGCUGUAUGGAUUGGUCUUCAUCGAGUCAUGGGAAAAACACUAGUUGGUUAAUUGCUUGCACAUCACUAAUUUGUUUAUUCUUUUAUUCUUCUCAUUAUUUCCAAUCUGUGUCCAUGUUGGAUUUCAUGCUGCCAUGAUGCUGGUCAUCUGAAUGAUGAGUUCAUCUUCUCAUUCUCUUUGUUCGUCAUUGUCGUCAUUUGUUUGUUUAUUUAUUCUUCUUUAUUUCCAAUGUGUUCAUAUUGGAUUUCAUCUGAAUGAUGAGUUAAUCUUCUCGUUCUCUUUGUUAGUUAUUGUCGUCAUUUGUUUAUUUGUUUAUGCUUUUCAUUAUUUCCAAUUGUCUCCAUACUGGAUCUCAUGCUGCCAUGAUGCUGGUCAUCUGAAUGAUGAGUUCACCUUCUCAUUCUCUUUAUUGGUUAUUGUCGUCAUUGGUGUCGUCACUGGCGUAAACCUUUGUGCUUUCUGAUUGUCAUUGAUGUCAUUGUUGUUGUGAGUGGGUCGUUAUUUAUUGUUCUCAUUCCUCUAAUGAAUAGCCAUUGUUCUC